Messenger RNA from Westerdykella ornata, 462 nucleotides. RefSeq lists its product as uncharacterized. Lineage: Eukaryota; Fungi; Ascomycota; Dothideomycetes; Pleosporales; Sporormiaceae. The transcript is spliced from 2 exons. The annotation marks the transcript as partial. Gene Ontology annotation, cellular component: preribosome, large subunit precursor; nucleolus. Gene Ontology annotation, biological process: ribosomal large subunit export from nucleus. The record is from RefSeq and is a predicted model, not a curated record.
AUGGCGAAAACGGCAAAAGUGAAGAAGCGGCAAGCCACCAUACACUCACGUGCCGCCCGCCGCGCAGUCUCUCCCUCCAUCGACCUUGACAAAUCCAUAAAGACCGCCACCCCAGACUCCCCCAAACAGAAGGCGGCGAAACCCCACGUCCUCGCCUCACAAAAUGCCGGAGUGUCCAAGAAGACCAAAUCUAAGCCUCUCAAGCGUCAGCAGAGGUUACGGCACUUGAAAGGUCUGGAACGUGCAGCAGAUAACUUAGACAAGCUGGAGCUCAAGGUGCAGAAGAGUGUAGCAAGAGAGAAGAAUGUGCGUGAGCGGCGGAAAGGAUGGGAGGAGGUUAACGGUGAGAGGAGGGAUAAGAAGCAGAGGAACCCAUUCGAGGCUCUUGAAGAGGGCAAUUUUGAAAGCUCGACCAGGGAGCGAGAGUGGGUCAGCGAUGAAGAGAUGCCCGAGGUUGCUGGU